AUGUGGAAUGGGACAAACUUUGAGCUAGAUAGCUUAUUGAAAUUCAACAUUCGUAGUGCUGCAUCUCCUUACUACAUAACCUUGGUUGCGUGCCUUCCAUCUAGCGGUUUGCAGCAGAUCUUUCAAGUUCUCGUAGAGGAAGAACGUCUUGGCAUUUUAGAUUUGACAUGCCCCAUCUCUAGACCUCAAGGGACCGAGAGUUCAAGGAAGGAGUCAACUCCUUUCUUACGUCCACAUUCCGAGCCAGUGUUCUCUACUUACCAAGACAGAUUGGAUGAUUGGCCCUCGUCAAUAAUUCCAUGGCCCUCCUCUGAGAUUGGUUUUAUUGACACAAAGUGUUUUUACAUGUUAAAUGAAUCUGAGUUGCAAUGUGAUUGGAUUUUUUUGUAUGUGGAACUUGCAAUCUGUACUUCCCAAAGGUGGUUUAAAGCUGUAAGUUUUGUGUUCUCCCACUUUGCGUAUCAAUAACAUACAUGGUGAUAAUGCAAAAUCUUGUUGAUGCAGAAGGAUCUCUCCAACUUUUUGGAGAUUGUCCAAGUGGCCAUAGAAUCUCUCGAUGAUAAGGAGCCCCCAAGUCUCAAGUCUAAAGCUGUAGUCAUUUACAUAGCAUACAAGGACUUGGCCAAGGCUAGGACUGGUGAGCCUUAUCACUGCCAAGAUGUUGUAAGACGAGUCAUCAACGAGGCUACCGGAAUAUUGAGCAUCCAAGGUGAUUGUUGGAUUGAAGAAGCAGCAAUGGCUUCGGUGCCUUCUAAAAAGAGAUCCCGAAUGCUUAGGUGUCGCUUAGGAGUUCAUAAGCUGUGGAGGUUGUCUAGUCCUAGGUGGUAUCAAAUGUACAAAAACCAUGGCCUCCAAUCUUCCCCACAAGUUGAUUGCCUAUUUAGUAACUUAAGACAUUUGAAGAUGUCUAUUAUAGGCCCAUCGCACUGUGUAAUGUCUAUUACAAAAUCUACUCAAAGAUUCUCACCCGCAGGCUACAACCCCACAUGGAUAGACUUAUCUCCGAAAACCAGUCGGCCUUCGUCCCAGGACGAGCAAUUGGUGAUAAUAUCCUUAUCACUCAUGAGGUACUUCAUUUUCUAAAAACAUCUAAAGCGGA
Messenger RNA from Brassica napus (rape), 1099 nucleotides. RefSeq names its product UPF0725 protein EMB2204-like. The record is from RefSeq and is a predicted model, not a curated record. Lineage: Eukaryota; Viridiplantae; Streptophyta; Magnoliopsida; Brassicales; Brassicaceae. Bases 1 to 468 code for a protein of 155 amino acids. The transcript has 4 exons.